AUGGCAAAUAUCACAGUAGCCAAUUCAUCGCUGGAAGACCUGGACUACAAGCCCUAUCUCACCACACUAUACGUGUCAGCUUUCCUUCUCUCACUCUUCUCCCCUAUCACAGUUGUCAGCAAUACUCUCCUCUUGAUGGCGAUCUACAGAGAUCCUUUUAAAUCCUUUCGGACACCAGUCACCUACUUUAUUAUAAGUUUGGCACUUGUUGACCUCGUGACAGGUCUGAUUGUUGAGCCUCUCUUCGCCGUCUACUACUUCGCUUGCCAUUUCUACCAAACGUUCCAUCCAGGCAAACAAUUUGAAUACCUGUUCACUACAAGCGCAUUCCUGUCCGUUAUUAUGCUAAGCUCUUCGUUUUUUCUGGUCCUGGCUUUAACUACAACGCAAUACAUUGCCAUCACCUUCCCUCAUAGAUACAAGGUGCUAUUCACCAAGAGGCGGGUUCUUGUUGCAGUGUGUUGUCAUUUUGUCUAUUUCGCCAUCUUCAGCUCCUUGCAGUAUACGAAAAUCCCAACAGAUACCUAUUUGAGGAUAAAUCUUCACCUUCACCCAACUGUUGUUGGCGUCCUACUGACUGUGGCGCACAUUUUCCUGUACAAAUCAUUCCGAAGGUUUUCCCAAAGGUCUAAGGCGUUCCGCGAGCGAAGUUCUUUGAGUCGAUCCAUGCAUCAGUGCUCAGAAGGGGCACAAGGUAGUAAGAACGAAGCAAAACAUCAGAAGCAACUAACGGUUGUGGCGCUCAUGUUAUCUGCCCUGCUACUUUUGUGUUCCUUUCCACACAUCGUCUCAUUUUACAUUUACCUCUAUACCAAGCCUAUGUCGUGGGACUUUCUGCUCAAGAUCAGCAUUGUUCUUCGUGUGAGCGACGUGAUCAUGUUCUUUAAGGUUGCCCUAGAUGCUUAUAUUUACGCAUGGAGACAUCCCAAAUACAGGAAAGCAGUAAAAGAUGCAUUACUGUGUUAUAGAAGCCGAGAAGCUGUCACAAGAGACAGAGAGACAGAACAUGAGAUGAUCGCUACCGGAUAUUGA
Messenger RNA from Pocillopora meandrina, 1032 nucleotides. The record is from the annotation of a GenBank genome assembly. NCBI's taxonomy places the organism in Eukaryota, Metazoa, Cnidaria, Anthozoa, Scleractinia, Pocilloporidae.